AUGCAUGUGCCUCAGAGAAUACGGAAGAAAAACUCUCGGUUUUACAAUGAAGAAGAAGAAUCUGGUUAUUGUAUCAAAACUCCGAAGAAACAAGCGAAAACACCCACAUCCAAUUUGUCGACAUCGUACAAUAGACUUUCCAGCUCGCCUGACAAAAAGAAAGCAUAUGCAAUUGGUAUCCCUCUCCGCAACCUGCUCAAGUUACCUAAAGCUCACCGAUGGGUCUGUUACGAAUGGUUCUACUCAAAUUUAGAUAUGCCUUUAUUUCAAGGAGAAAACGAGUUUUGCAGUUGUUUGAGGGAGUCUUUCCCUCAGCUUAAAACCAAGCUUUUACGGAGGGUAGAAUGGUGCAAGAUUCGACGUCUCAUGGGUAAACCUCGCAGGUGCUCAGCUGCUUUCUUCAAAGAGGAACGUGAUGCUCUCGACCAGCGGCGUUGUAAAAUCCGGUUACUACAGCAGAGGAAACUGCGGGAGUUGACAAACUUCAAGGACUUGCCAGAAGAGAUACCCAUGCAUUUGGUCAUCGGAACCAAAGUAACAGCACGGUUCAGGAAGGUGCAAGACGGUUUGUUCACGGGAUCUGUGGAAGCCCUAGACACUGUUAACAACACGUACAGAGUGAUCUUCGACCGAGCUGGCUUGGGUACGCAUUCCAUCUCCGACUACGAGGUUUUGAGCACAAGUCCACAAGAAACGACACCAUUAUCAGCCUUUCAGCAGCGGCACCGAUCGAAGUUGACGACAUCCCAUCCUCCGAGGUUUGCUCCUCGGAUAGGGUCACCCAGUCACCAACUGGAGAACGAUCCCCUUCUCAGCAGUUCUCCCAUAAAAACCCAGUUUCGGAGUUUAGAAGGGGCCACUUAUGGAGGGUUUCCAGUGAAGUUUUUGUUACAUGUUAUUAAAUUAUCAAAAAUACUCUUAAUGAAAAAAGAUUGGAUAAAGAAAUUAAAAGAAAUGAACUGUCACGCAGAAAAAUUUGAAUCAUUACAGAAACCAAUUACCUAUGAAUUCCAGCGGAAAUACGCUGGUGUCGUCCUUGAACUGGAACGUUUAAACAAGGAAUUACAGAAAUACCUUAACAGUGUGCAGCACUUCUGCCAGGAGAUUGUUCCUGAACAGGGCCUACCUGCGAUAGACCAACCGUCGGAGAUUAAGCAGAGAUGUGAGGACGAGGCCCAGAGAAUGGUCGAGAAGGUUCGCCUGGUAAGUUGGAGUGGAUCUCCGCACUGUCACUUUGCACUUUGCCCACUAGCACCACCAACACCAUCACCACUCCAGCCACCACUUUGCACUACAUCCCCAGUUUCCAUCCAAAUUCCUUUACCAUUUUUUUUUUUCUUCUUUUUCUCUUCCCAGACAUUUGCUGAAAAUGAUUUCAAUUCUUUUGAAUUCUGUUCCCUUCAAGACAGCUUGGAUGAUAUUAAGAAAAGUUUGGAUGGCAAUAACAUAAACUCUUUCCAGAACAAUGUGGAAAUUCACAUCAACCAUAUCCAGAGUGGGCUGAGCCAAAUGGGAAACCUUCACGCCUUCUCCACCACUGCCAGUUUCACUACUCCAACGACCCCUGACUUCAACCCCUGUAACCUUUGACUUCCAGUCCCCCUCCCCAUCACUCUGUUGUUGUUUGUGGGUAUGCUUGUGUAUGUGUGUGUGUGUAUGUGUGCAUGUGUACUUGCGUGCGUGUGUUUGUGUGAUCCCAGCAGUUCUAAUAUCAAUCUUAACGCUCUCGCCUCCUACUCCUCCUCUUUUCCUCUCAUUCUCGCCAGUCGCUGGGCUGUGGUGAGGAUUGGGACGACCUGUGGCUUGAACUCCCUGUGUACAGUUUCUGUAGAUAUUUUCAUUUGAUCUUGCAGGUGAACCCUGACCCCAGAUUAUUUAUUCAACUUAUUGCAAAAUUUAUUUUGGUGUGUGAACACACACACAUACACACGUACACACACACACGUAUGCUAACUGUUGUUGGCGACUAACUGUAUAUAUGUAUAUGAUAGGUAAUUAUUCAUGAAUGAAUGUAUAUGUAAUGCAUAUACGCGUGUUUAUAUAUAUAUAUAUAUAUAUAUAUAUAUAUAUAUCUGUGUAUCUAUGUAUGCAAAAGAACAUGUACUGAUGUGUGUUUGUGUGUCCGCAUGUAUGUGCAAGAGAGCAUGCUUACGUGUGUAUGUGUGUUUAUGAGUGUGCCUAUUUAUGUAUAUGUAAGAGCAUAUAUAUUGGUGUGUGUGUAUAUAUACCUAUGUAUUCACGUGUGUGUGUCUAUGUAUGUACAUAUAUGUAUAUGUGUGUGUGUAUGUGUAUGUUUGCAUAUGUAUGUGUAUGUAUAUAUAUAUAUAUAUAUAUAUAUAUAUAUAUAUAUAUAUAUAUACAUACACACCCAUACAUACAUGAAUGUAUGUUAGAAAAUUACUAUUUUUAAAUCUCACAACGUGAGAUAUUCAGCAACAGUACUUUGUAGUAAAGAUUGUUUGCCAACAUAACAUGGCAGUACUGGUUUAGGACGAAUGUUGCUGUAAUUUAGCCCCAGGAGACCUCGUCUCCAGCUGGCUAUACGACAUGAUCUGUGUCCUUAUAUUUUCGAACAAGGGAAUCUAGCGCCCCCACUCAGCUCAAAACAAUAUCUGUGUAUCGCGAUUUCCGGCUUAAUUUCCCUUCAUCAGCUGGAAAUCGCGAUACAGACAUAUUGUUUGAGCUGAGUGGGGGUGCUAGAUUCCCUUAUUCGAAAAUAUAAGGACACAGACCGUGUCGAAUAACCAGCUGGAGACGAUGUCUCCUGGGGCUAAAUUACAGCAACAUUAGUCCUAAACCAGGACUGCCAUGUUAUGUUGGCAAACAAUCUUUGCUAUGAAUUUAUGUGUAUGGGUGUGUAUUCAAGUCUUGAAUAUAUUUGUGACUGAGCCUAUAUAAUAUCUAUUUGUGUGAGGGUGUAUAACUAUGAAGAUAUGUAUAUACAUGUAUAUAUAUAUAUUAUGUAUAUAUAAAAUAUAAUGCAAUAUGAA
This is a messenger RNA of Octopus bimaculoides (California two-spot octopus), 2990 nucleotides long. Its product is annotated as protein lin-9 homolog. The record is from RefSeq and is a predicted model, not a curated record. Gene Ontology annotation, molecular function: DNA binding. Gene Ontology annotation, biological process: regulation of transcription by RNA polymerase II; DNA-templated transcription; reproductive process. Gene Ontology annotation, cellular component: nucleoplasm; transcription repressor complex. NCBI's taxonomy places the organism in Eukaryota, Metazoa, Mollusca, Cephalopoda, Octopoda, Octopodidae.